Molecule: messenger RNA, 1349 nt
Organism: Eruca vesicaria subsp. sativa (arugula)
Lineage: Eukaryota; Viridiplantae; Streptophyta; Magnoliopsida; Brassicales; Brassicaceae
Source: the annotation of a GenBank genome assembly
AAAAAUAAAAACCUCCAUCAGUAAAAAUCGAGAGAGAGAGAGAGAGAGAGAACGAGAAAGAUGGGUUGUGUUUCUUCAAAACCAGUCAAGAAAAAACAUGUAAGAGAGAUUCGAGUCAACAACGGCGGUGAUCACAUCGUCUCUCUUACUUCCACUACUUACGGUCAUCUCGAUGUCCACGAACGAACACAGACUUCUCCAAAGUCACAAGAACUCUCUAAAGGCGAUGACUUUGAAUCCGAAACCAUCAAACCAAGGAGAUCUACUGAUAAUCCAGAGAUUAUCAACACGUGGGAGCUUAUGGAAGAUCUCGAAGAUUCAACGAAGAUUAGCCCCAAAUCUCGUGGGAUUUUCGGGAAAUCAUGGAAGACUCCGGUGAAAUCGGUUGUGGAAUCUCCAAAGAGGAUUGGUAGUAGUAAGAGAUUCAGGGGAAAAGAAAACAGAGGAGGGAAACAGAGUCCCAACAUUCUCGAGACUCCGAAGAGAGGCGUGAUGCGUUUGAGUUUCCCUCUCAAAUCAGAGGAGCCUUUAGCGGUGGUUACUCAGAGGAGGAAGAGUUUCAGUCCAAUGUUCGAUCCAGACCUCGUGGCUUCUUACGAGAGAGAGUUGUCUCAAGAGAAAGAACAGAUCAAGAUGGUGAUCUCUCCAUCCCCAAACGAGAAAAUCUUUGACCCUUUCCCGGAGAAGUGUCCACCGGGAGGAGAAAACUCGGUGGUCGUUUACAUAACAACGCUGAGAGGGAUAAGGAAGACGUUUGAGGAUUGCAAUGUGGUUAGAUCGAUACUAGAUUCUCACGAAGUUCGUUACUUGGAGCGAGAUGUGUCGAUGCACUCUGUUUUUAAGGAGGAGAUUAGGGGCAUUAUGGGGACGAAACAGGUGAGAGUGCCGGUUGUUUUCGUGAAAGGGAGGAUGAUAGGAAGCGUUGAGGAAGUGAUGAGGUUAGAGGAGGAGGGUAAAUUGGGUAUUUUGCUUGAAUCUAUGCCUAAGGCGAGGGUAAGCGGUUGCUGCUGCGGAUGCGGUGGGAUGAGGUUUGUGAUGUGUGGUGUUUGUAAUGGAAGCUGUAAGGUUAUGGAUGUUGAGAAGAAGGAUACAGUUAAGUGUUUGGAGUGUAAUGAGAAUGGUUUGGUUCUCUGUCCAAUUUGCUCUUGAAAUAGAUUUCCUUUUUUCAAUUUUAUUGUGAAAUUGAGGGAGGUUGUAAGAGGGUUGACUUAAUUUUGGAUGCUAACUUUGCAAUUGAUGGGUAUGAUUUGUGAGAGUUUCUAAAGUUGGGUUUAUGUCUUGGUGUGUACUGGUAACUGCAUCUAUGUUUUAAUGUUUGUAAACGUUUUUAAAUAAGACGCAUUUUAUUU